Cantharellus anzutake is the source of this 1130-nucleotide messenger RNA. Its product is annotated as Manganese/iron superoxide dismutase. The record is from RefSeq and is a predicted model, not a curated record. The transcript has 4 exons. Gene Ontology annotation, biological process: superoxide metabolic process. Lineage: Eukaryota; Fungi; Basidiomycota; Agaricomycetes; Cantharellales; Hydnaceae. Gene Ontology annotation, molecular function: metal ion binding; superoxide dismutase activity. Bases 1 to 939 code for a protein of 312 amino acids.
AUGCCUAAAUCUGGUUCCGGCGCGUUUCCCGUGACUUGGUCUUGUCGCCAUGUGCACACCGUGCCUAAUUUGAGAUAUGACAUUGACGAGGGGAUGGGUGACUUCCUAUCACCAAAGGCGCUUCGCUUGUUGGCUGUUGAGUAUCAGGGAGGUCUUCUCUCCAGACUUAAUGAUCAGGUAAAAGAUACACAAUAUGAGAACCUGAGUGUUUUUACCACAAUCGUGAGAACAGCGCAGGACCCAAAUCAACCGCUUGCGUUUAACAUGGCGAGCCAAGCCAUGAACAACAGUUUCUUUCUUGACCACCUCAGACCUCCAUCAAAAUACAGCCCUUCACAGAACCACGAGCGAAUCAUGAGUGGGAGGCUGCACCUGGGAGUUGAUAGGAGCUUUGGCUCUCUUUCAUUACUUAAAUCUACCCUGAGCGCGGCAGCAAUGGGGAUGAUUUCCUCCGGGUGGAUCUGGCUCGUAACAGACCUACAAAAAAAUCUGGCCAUCAUCCCGACGUACGGAGCAGGAACAAUUAUUGUUCGGGCUAGAGCACAGAGAACCCCUCGCUCGGGCCCCGUUAUCGGUGAAAGUACUCGCCUCUCUUCUCUUGCCUACUCCCCAUCCUUCGGCACACCAAACACAUUGACACCAACACCGCCUGCAUCGCCCCUUUCCUCCCCCUCGCAUUCCUCGAAAAGUAGCAACCAUGCGAAUCCCAACCAAACAAGAUCGGUGAACACGUCUGCCAGUGGCUUCACGGGCAAUUUAACCCAAGUUGGUAGUGUGCUUAAUCCUCUCUUCUGUAUCUCACUUCACGAGCAUGCCUGGAUGACGGACUAUGGACUUUGGGGGAAAGAGGAGUAUCUGAAGCGGUUUUGGAAUGUAUUGGAUUGGGAGAAGGUCUCUCAGACCUUCGAUCAUUGGAAUCCCCGAAUUGAUGAUGAAUGAGGCCAGCAUUUGAAACCUUCAUGCUUUUCCAGACCCUCCGUACUCAACAUUCAAUACAUUAUUAUGACGGGUAUUAAACACUCACAGAUAAAUGUUUGUGAGUUUGGGAUCGUCAUCUGUUUAUUGAAUUACUUGCUCUAUCCCAAGCAAAAUACUAAUAGUAACGACUUAUUAAAUGAAGCCGAGUCCAU